UUACUUCAGCAGUAUAGCAAGAAUAUAAUAUGGCUAUGAGUAAGAUCUUACCUCUUCUUGUCUAUCUCGUGAGCUUAGCCCUUGCGCAUCCUUCCCACGCCCAAAACUCACAACAAGACUACCUCAACGCUCACAAUGCAGCUCGUUCACAGGUGACUGUAGCAAAUAUUAUAUGGGACAACACGGUAGCAGCCUAUGCUCUAAACUAUGCCAAUUCCAGGAUCAGCGAUUGCAACCUUGUGCAUUCUAACGGCCCUUAUGGUGAGAACCUAGCCAAGGGAAGUGGCUCUUUCACAGGUACUGCAGCAGUGAACUUGUGGGUGGCAGAGAAGCCUUACUAUGACUAUGCAUCCAAUUCUUGUGUUGGAGGGCAAUGCUUGCACUACACUCAAGUCGUUUGGCGCAAUUCAGUUCGUGUAGGGUGUGCCAGGGUCAAAUGCACCAAUGGCUGGUGGUUUGUUUCUUGUAACUAUGAUCCCCCGGGCAACUAUAUUGGGGAACGCCCUUACUAAGGAAUCCUCGAGUUGCCUCAAAAUGCUACUAUUAAGAGAAUGUAGCCACAAAGAAAAAAACAAAUCAAAUACUUGAACGGUAUGAAUUAGUAAUAGGAAAUAAUAAUGUCUUUGAUGAGUGAACACUGAUCUCACUCUAGUCACGACUACAUCUUUCAAUUGCUACACCACAUUCUCGCUGUAUAUUUUGUUUCCUUCCAAGGUACUAGUGCUGUUUUAAUUGAAUAAACAUGAAUUAUAACCA
Molecule: messenger RNA, 756 nt
Organism: Populus trichocarpa (black cottonwood)
Lineage: Eukaryota; Viridiplantae; Streptophyta; Magnoliopsida; Malpighiales; Salicaceae
Product: pathogenesis-related leaf protein 6
Exons: 1
Coding region: 30-512 (160 amino acids)
Cellular component (GO): extracellular region
Source: RefSeq, a predicted model, not a curated record